UCGCGCGGGCUACACAACAAAAACAGCGGCAACAUCACCAAACGCAGGAAGAUUCACGGCUUUGCUCUGCACGAAUCGACAAAAGUGCGUCCUACAGUAUUGUUUUAAGCAACAUCAGCAAAAUGCUACAAUUCGAACGAAGAACGAUCGUGAACGGAGCGCUGAUGAAACGCCACGUUGGCCAACCGAUCAGCAUCCAUUUAAAGGUGGAACGCGCCGACGAUGGUUGCAAAUCGUUCAGCGGCAAAUCGACGGACGGAGUCAAUGUCCAGGUGCAACUUUCGGAUCCCUUGAAUGGUGUUUGCUCAGGAUGGGUCGAAGUGAUAGGCAUUGCGGCUCCCAAUGAUACGGUUCGCGGAAAGGAGAUAAUAACGUACUUCAACAGCGGGGAGAAAACGGAAAGUUUCGAUGUGGAUGGACACAACAUGCUGUGCACAUUGAUGUCGGUUUGCAAGGAACCUUUCUACAUGGGUCCACAAAUGUAACUCUCUGGAUAAUAUAAGAUACUUUGAAUUUAUGAA
Molecule: messenger RNA, 521 nt
Organism: Anopheles arabiensis
Lineage: Eukaryota; Metazoa; Arthropoda; Insecta; Diptera; Culicidae
Product: replication protein A 14 kDa subunit B-like
Exons: 2
Coding region: 123-485 (120 amino acids)
Biological process (GO): base-excision repair; mismatch repair; double-strand break repair via homologous recombination
Cellular component (GO): nucleus; DNA replication factor A complex; site of double-strand break
Molecular function (GO): damaged DNA binding; single-stranded DNA binding
Source: RefSeq, a predicted model, not a curated record